This is a messenger RNA of Hansenula anomala, 1563 nucleotides long. RefSeq names its product MFS transporter. Gene Ontology annotation, molecular function: transmembrane transporter activity. The coding region runs from base 1 to 1563 and encodes 520 amino acids. NCBI's taxonomy places the organism in Eukaryota, Fungi, Ascomycota, Saccharomycetes, Phaffomycetales, Wickerhamomycetaceae. Gene Ontology annotation, biological process: transmembrane transport. The transcript has a single exon. The record is from RefSeq and is a predicted model, not a curated record.
AUGUCAAGGGUUGAAUCAAGAUCUGAAGUCAGCAGAGAUUUAUCAAGAGCUUUAACAAAUGCUGACAGUGUGGAACAAGAUGCAUUAAAAGAUACUUCACCAUUGCCUCCAAUGGGUCUUAACAAAGUGAUACCUACAGAUUAUCCAGACAAAGAACCAUACACAGUGUCAUAUAACGGAGCUGACGAUCCAUUACAUCCUCAUAAUUGGCCAGUGAUGAAAAAAUUAAUCACUUGUGCAAUCAUUGGUUUUAAUACUGGUUGUAUUGCUUGGGGUUCUUCAAUUUUCUCAGCAGCUACCAUAGUUGUCGCUAGACAAUAUCAUGUUGGUAAUGUUGUCUCAACAUUAGGUACUUCUUUAUAUGUUUUGGGUUUUGCUACUGGUCCUGUUAUUUGGGCCCCAUUAUCAGAAUUGUACGGUAGAAGAAUGAUUUUGAUUUUAAGUUGUCUUGGGUUUACAUUAUUCCAAUUUGCCAUUGCCACUGCUGAAAAUUUACAAACAAUAUUGAUUUGUAGAUUUUUCGGUGGUACUAUUGGUGCAGCUCCUUUAGUUGUUGUUCCUGCUUCAUUUGCUGAUUUGUUCAAUGCUAAUUCAAGAGGUAAAGCUAUCACCAUUUUUUCAAUGACUGUUUUCUGUCUACCUAUUAUUGCUCCAGUUGCUGGUUCUUUUAUCGUUUACAGUUAUUUGGGUUGGAGAUGGACUGAAUAUGUUACUGGUAUCAUGGGUGCUGCUGGUGUUGUUUUAAUUACAUUUUUCUAUGAAGAAACUCAUCAUCCAAUCAUUUUGGUCAACAAAGCUAGAGAAUUAAAACAAAGAACUGGUAAUUGGUUGAUCCAUGCUCCUCAUGAUGAAUUCUCUUUAUCUUUCAAAGAUAUUGUGGAAAAGAAUUUAACAAGACCAAUUUUUAUGUUGUUUACUGAACCAAUCAUUUUCUUAAUUACCAUCUAUAAUGCUUUCAUCUAUGGUAUCUUAUACUUGUUGUUAUCUGCUUAUCCUAUCAUUUUUGCUGAAGGUUACAAAAUGAAAGGUGGUGUUGCAGAAUUACCAUAUCUUGGUGUUGCAUUAGGUAUGGUUUUCGGUGGUUGUUAUUGUUAUGCUAUGGAAGGACGUUAUAUCAAAGCUAUGAACGCAAACGGUGGUAAACCAGUCCCAGAAGCUAGAUUGUACCCAAUGUUUGCAGGUGCUAUCUUAUUCCCAGUUGGUAUCUUUUGGUUAACAUGGACUGGUAAUUAUCAUAACAAAGUUCAUUGGAUGGCACCAACUGCUUCAGGUGUUUUCACUGGUUUUGGUUUGAUUACAAUUUUCAAUUCAUCAAUCAACUAUAUCAUUGAUUCUUAUUUGAUCUUUGCUGCUUCUGCUAUGGCCGCUAAUGCAUUUUUAAGAGCUGCAUUUGCAUGUGCUUUCCCAUUGUUUUCUGUUGCAAUGUUCCAUAACAUGGGUACAAACUGGGCUGGUUUGUUAUUAGCUUGUGUCGGGUUUGUUUUGAUUCCUGUUCCAUUCUUGUUUUUCAGAUUUGGUAAAAAGAUUAGAGGCAAAUCCAAAUAUGCUUUCGUUUUAUCAUAA